Messenger RNA from Rotaria sp. Silwood1, 585 nucleotides. NCBI's taxonomy places the organism in Eukaryota, Metazoa, Rotifera, Eurotatoria, Philodinida, Philodinidae. The record is from the annotation of a GenBank genome assembly.
AUGCAAACAUCUAAUACAAAAUUAAUAAAAAAAUCCGAAUUAAAUCUUAAUGAUAGUGAAUACAAUCAAGAUCGAAAUUCAUUACAAGAUAUAAAUCAAUUAACAUGUUGUUUAAAAGAUGCUAUUUUUUCUAAAUAUAUUUCUAAUUAUUUAAUAGAAAAAAUAGAAAAGGCAGCUAUUAAACUUGAAGAAUUAGUUAAAUAUGGACUAGAAAAUAUAGAUGUAUGUAAACGAGAUAUUGAAAUUUUAUGUUCUUCACGUAAACGAUUACGUAAUGAUGAUAAACAUACAGUUCAACUACAAUCAACUCAUCGUUCACUAAUUAGUUAUAGUUCAAUUCGUGUACCAAAAACACCACGAUGUAUUGAUCGUUCUGAUGUAGCAAAUGAUACGUAUAAAGAUAAUAUCGAUGAAUUUGAUGAUUCAAGAACACAUAAAAUAAUCAAUCAAGAACUAACUGAAGCUUCUUUAAACUCAUCUAAUAAUAAUCUGCGUCAUUGUAUAUUUCAACAUGGUGAAAUAUUACCACUUGAUCCAAAUACAAAAACUCGAACAAUAAGAAUUACAUAUAACUGUAAUAACUAG